This is a messenger RNA of Anisakis simplex (herring worm), 489 nucleotides long. The record is from the annotation of a GenBank genome assembly. NCBI's taxonomy places the organism in Eukaryota, Metazoa, Nematoda, Chromadorea, Rhabditida, Anisakidae.
GUGAACGACUACAUGGACUUCGAAUAUCUGGGCUAUAUCACGAUCGGCACCCCGGAGCAACAAUUUCGCGUUGUCCUCGAUACAGGCUCAGCAAAUUUGUGGGUACCUGAUUCAAGUUGUGUAAAUCCACCCAAAUGCUCCAGUUUAUGUUCUAUUCUAGGACCAUUAUGUGAUCUAACGUGUGAGUAUUUGUUGUACAGGACCGUGGAUGUGGACGUUUGCAAAGAGAAGGAUCGCUUCAAUUCGUCCGCCUCUAGCACCUACAAAGCAAACGGCACAAAAUGGCUUAUUCAGUAUGGCAAGGGAUCGUCGGCAGGCUUCUUCGGUGAAGACGUUGUUUGCGUGAGUGUUUUCCUUCUCGAUCGUUUUGAUGUUUUGAUGUUCGAUCAGUUCACAGAUCAUUUUGAUCAGCCUGUUGAAGGAGAAAUUUCGCACCCGCAUCAGUUGAAGUCAUUGAAUUUAUCUCAAAGCAUUUCACACCUAACCUGA